Molecule: messenger RNA, 2181 nt
Organism: Xiphophorus hellerii (green swordtail)
Lineage: Eukaryota; Metazoa; Chordata; Actinopteri; Cyprinodontiformes; Poeciliidae
Gene: caly
Product: calcyon neuron-specific vesicular protein
Exons: 5
Coding region: 217-825 (202 amino acids)
Biological process (GO): endosomal transport; clathrin coat assembly
Cellular component (GO): membrane; endosome
Molecular function (GO): clathrin light chain binding
Source: RefSeq, a predicted model, not a curated record
UUCGUUUCUCCACGGGAGGACGGAGCCGCUCGGUUUUUUUUUUUUUUUUUUAUUACAUGCGCAGUCCCGUUCCCGAAUCACUCGUCACCACGGCAACCUGCGUUCACGUCCAGCAUCCGCCACCGACACCGAGACCCAUCCGCUCCCGGGCGACGAGGCAGGAAGAUCCCCGCAAAGACACGAUCUGUUCAGGCCAUUCCAGGCAGCGGAGCAGCCAUGGUGAAGCUGGGUACUAAUCUCUCCGAUAAGCUGGAGAAGCAGCCAUCUGCAGAUGACGGCUUUGAUAACAUCCCCCUCAUCACGCCGCUGGAGGUCAGCCAGCUCCAGCAGCCACUGGCUGACAAGGUCAUCGUGAAGACAAAGACACAGUUUCAGCUGAAGCAGCAGCAGAGGAAUAGGCUGUACGUUCCCAACAUCAAGAAGCUGAACAUCAACUUCUACAACGAUGUCUCGGAUAAAGUUAAGAUCACAGGUCUGAUCCUCAUCACACUGGCGUUUUUGACCAGCCUGCUCCUCCUUCUCAUGUACAAAGCCAUGUGGUACGACCAGCUCACCUGCCCAGAGGGGUUUGUCCUGAAGCAGAAGCAUUGCACCCCCGCAGCUCUGGAGAUGUACUACACCGAGCAGCAGCAGCAGGACGGGGAGGAACCGGGCACCCGCAGCGGUGCCGGUACCGGGCUCUACGCAGCUCUCAGCCACCUCAACCAGGUCAAGAGGACUGGGCCUGGGUUGAUGUCGCAGUGGUUACCAGUAAUCAGGCAGGAGGCCGAGGAAGCCAAAGAAAACAGCGAGUCUCUUAAAGAAAACAUGGAGGGAGAGGAUUGAAGGAUAAAAUUGAGAAAUAUAGCCGAACCAGCUGGAAAUUAUGGCGUGAAGAUGUGUGUGCAUGUAUGUAUACUUGUUUUCUGCAGGUAUUGGGGACCAUAACCUGACUACCAACUUAUGAGGACCUGUUUUUACCAGAGCAAAUAGCCUUGGGAAAAGGAGAUUUCUUUGGGAAAUCUGAUUUCAUUACUGGUAUGAUUGUUUAUUUUGAAAUAGCAUUAGGUCUGUAUUUGUGUUUUUGUGUGAAUUAUCCAAAUCUUUAAAACUACGCAGUCUAUUAAAAUCUGCAGCGUCGGGUCAAAUCGUUGUGUUUAGAGACAGGAAUGGGGUUCACUUUUAGAGCGCAACUCAAAAAUGGAUCUAAACAAAGUUUGCAUUCUAUAUUUGCAUGCGCUCAUGUAAAUACCCCAAACGCCAUCAUUGCCUACAGGCAGAUAUGCAGAGUAUGCGUAUUUGCGUUCAUGGUUUCAUGUGUACAUACCUACACUGCAUAAUGUGCACUUAUGUGUGAGAAAGCAGAAGGUGAAAGCAAAGAGGCGGUGUGAGAUUUUUUGGGGGUGAGAAUUGAACUGAACACGUUUCUAAUCAAAUCGCUGCAAGUCUUGAGCGCUGACAUCUUGUAAUUUGUUUGUCUUAGAGCAGAAUGCUUAAAAUAAUAAAUGAAUGUGCCCUGCCCAGUUUUACUGUUGUAAUAUUUUAAUUUCAUGCUAGAUUAGGCAUAAAUUACAUUUUUGUACUGUUUGAAUCGGAGAACAUUUUAAAAUAUUGUCCUGGAUUUCUUUUGCAAAUCACAUCCACUUUCUUUUUAAAAGCUAAUCGUUGUAAAUGUGUGUAGGGGAUCUAAUGAUUCCAGAGCCAUAAAUCAACUUAAUUUGAACAAUCUUAUGUUACGCAUUGAUAUAAGCUUCUUAACGUAUUGUGAAUGUAGCUAUUUAUGUGUUACUACAGACAAAAAUUACAUCUCUAUAACACUGUAUCUUUAUGUGUGUUGGCUAGAUGUAAACACAAUGCAGGGAAGUGCCAUCAUUGUUUUUGCUUCUUUUGGUGUUUACAUUUUCCAUUAAUUUUCUGUUUUUCUCAGAAUAUUACCUUUGUUUUCAUUAAUGCUUAGAAUAAUACCCACAGUAUUACAUCAAAUGAAUGUGUAAAAUAGCAGCUUUUAUCUUUUAAAUAAAUGUUAUUCAUGGGUAUUAUGCUUGCACUGAAAGAUUCACUUGAUUAAUUUAUCACACAUUAAUGUUUUCUCUCUUGAAAAAUAGUUUUUUGUAAAUAGACAUCUUAGCGUAAAGGACGUCCUUCAAAGUCAAUCUUAAUAUUGUUUUUCAAGAAAUAAACAGCACUUGAUUGACAAAAUUG